AAAUUUAGUUGAUUAAUUCUAGGUGACAGAUCCGGGGAAUGGGAUUUUAGGUUGGUUGGGAGACCGUCGAAUUUGCAAGCAGAAAAACCCCUUUAUACAUUAAAUUUUGUAAAGCCCCUCAAAUACAAACAUGUCGGCUGCUCCCGUUCGAGUCUCUCCCGUAAUAAAGUUUUUCAGAUGGAGUUUUUUGGGUACCGGGGUAGUAUAUGGAGCAUUUCACCAAAACAGGCUAUCAAAAAAAGAAGCUGCUAUCCGUGAAGUUGAAACCAAACAGAAAGCUAUUCGUGAUGCAAAACUAGCUGCUGAGAAGAAGAUAGCAUCCGACAAGGAGAUUAAAGAACUAGAAGAAAUGGCCAAGUAGGAGUGGUUUGCAUGUGCAGAUUGGUAGUGAUAAGUAACAUAAAAGUGGCUUUGUUAUUUAAAAAUACAUAUAAGUUCUAAAUCCUUAACAGAAAA
Messenger RNA from Anthonomus grandis grandis, 456 nucleotides. RefSeq names its product ATP synthase subunit e, mitochondrial-like. The record is from RefSeq and is a predicted model, not a curated record. NCBI's taxonomy places the organism in Eukaryota, Metazoa, Arthropoda, Insecta, Coleoptera, Curculionidae. Gene Ontology annotation, molecular function: proton transmembrane transporter activity. Gene Ontology annotation, biological process: proton motive force-driven ATP synthesis. The transcript has 2 exons. Bases 131 to 361 code for a protein of 76 amino acids.